AUGUCUCUUUUAAAACCAAGUGGUAGUAAUAAACGAAAAAUUACCGAUGAAUAUCGUCAGUUUCACUACAGGAGAGGUGUAUUCGUUUAUGUUGUUGAACUCUUGAAAAAAUAUGAUUUAUCUUUGGGAAAGUUGUCAUCUGUAGCUACAGAUGGAGCACCUUCUAUGACGGGGAAAAAUAAAGGAUUCGUUGAAAGAUUGCAAAAAAAAGCGAAUGAAUAUGUUGAGCAUAAAUUUCAUAGGACACAUUGUAUUAUACACCAAGAGGUGUUAUGUACAAAAGUUAUAAAUAUGGCACAUGUAAUAAGACCUGUAAAACAAAUGGUCAAUUUUAUAAGAUCCCGUGGUUUGAACCAAAGAAAAUUUUCGAUUUUUUUAAACGAUUUAGAAAGCGAGUAUUCAGGUUUACCAUACUUUACAGAAGUACGAUGGUUAUCGUGUUCCACUGUAUUGGAAAGAUUCUGGAAGUUAAGAGAUGCCAUACAAAUAUUUUUAGAGUCUAAAGAACAAGAUGUCAGCGACCUAUCCUUCAUGGUCAAUAUAACGAAGUAUUUAUCGAAUUUAAAUUUAAAAUUACAAGGGAAAAAUAAAAUUAUAACAGCCAUUAAUGACCAUGUUAAGGCUUUCAAAUGUAAAUUUGAUCUAUUUAAAACACAAUUACAAAACGAAGACUUAACGCAUUUCCCAGCAUGCAUGACGUAUACAAAAAUUAAUAAUGAUCCAAUUUCCUACAAAAAAUAUUCAGAAAAAAUUAUGUGUUUCAAGACUGAAUUCGAAAAUAGGUUUCAAGAUGUCCAAUAUUUAGAAAACGAUUUUGUCUUAUUUACCUCUCCUUUUUCAACAGACGCAGUAAAUGUUUCAACACAUAUACAAAUGGAAUUGAUCGAGAUUCAAAAUGAUUCAAAUUUAAAAAAUAAAUUCAAUGAUGUUGGUUUUCCUGAUUUUUACAGUUUUGUGCCAACACGUUAUGUAGAAAUUCGUAGAUUUGCAAGUAAAAUUAUCUCUAUGUUUAGUAGUACUUAUCAAUGCGAGCAACUUUUUUCAUUAAUGAACAGUAAUAAAACACCCGUAAGAUACAGAUUAACCGACACACAUCUAAAUGCAGGAUUAAAAGUGGCUUCGUAA
This is a messenger RNA of Metopolophium dirhodum (rose-grain aphid), 1125 nucleotides long. RefSeq names its product general transcription factor II-I repeat domain-containing protein 2B-like. NCBI's taxonomy places the organism in Eukaryota, Metazoa, Arthropoda, Insecta, Hemiptera, Aphididae. Bases 1 to 1125 code for a protein of 374 amino acids. The record is from RefSeq and is a predicted model, not a curated record. The transcript has a single exon.